Nerophis ophidion (straightnose pipefish) is the source of this 4513-nucleotide messenger RNA. It is a transcript of the gene msh3, whose product is annotated as mutS homolog 3 (E. coli). The record is from RefSeq and is a predicted model, not a curated record. Gene Ontology annotation, cellular component: nucleus. Lineage: Eukaryota; Metazoa; Chordata; Actinopteri; Syngnathiformes; Syngnathidae. Gene Ontology annotation, biological process: somatic recombination of immunoglobulin gene segments; mitotic recombination; mismatch repair. Gene Ontology annotation, molecular function: ATP binding; mismatched DNA binding; ATP-dependent DNA damage sensor activity. The transcript has 21 exons. The coding region runs from base 99 to 2834 and encodes 911 amino acids.
UAACGCGCGCCGCCGUGUGUUCAAAAAGGUGGAUUCAUCUGUGCUGUCAACAUAAUGCACGUUUAUGGGAGAUUUUUUAAAAUAAAUAAUUGGUAACUAUGCCCAAAAGUCUGAAAAAGUCGUGUACCACCCAGACGUCCAUUAGCAGGUACUUCGGGGGAUUGAGUAGCAGUAGUGUGCCAAAAACACAAGCUAAUUCUAAUCCUCCAAGAGGCAAGAAGCGUGCCUCCCACCAUCAUUCUGACUCACCUUCCAAACAAGCAAGGCUCUCCUUUCAGGUUCAAGAGGAUGGAGACAUUGACACAGAUUCCACUCAGAGCUCUACAGACUCAAAGAGUCGAGGGCUGGGUGGUUUGUGCCGGUCCACUUUGGAGACGCUGAAAGGCUUCACAUGCACGGCUGAUACUCAAGACAGCUGUGAUGUUGAAGUUAAGGAGGCAAGCGGUGGAAUCCAUGACGUUUGUCCUACAAUUGGCAAUGGUCAACCUAGCGACAAGAGCAAAAUCAAAGAUGAGGACAGUUCAAAGCAGAUGUUGUCCUUCUCUCAGUUUGCCAAGCCAGUUGACAAAAGAGGGGCUGCUGGAAAAAGGGCCACAGAGCUCAGUCCCCCUUCAGAUGGUGGUGGCGCCGCCUCAAGACGCACCAAGAGUGUUUACACACCUCUGGAGCAACAGGUGAUCCAGCUGAAACAGCAGCACAAGAAUGCCUUGUUGGCUGUGGAGUGUGGCUACAAGUACAGGUUUUUUGGAGACGAUGCUGAGAUUGCAGCAAAGGAGUUGAACAUCACCUGUCAUCUGGACCAUAACUUCAUGACCUGCAGCAUCCCUACACACCGUUUGUUUGUUCACGUCCGACGACUGGUGUCCCAUGGCCACAAGGUGGGUGUUGUCAAGCAGACUGAGACGUCCGCCAUCAAAGCGUCAGGGGCCAAUAAGAAUGCUCUAUUCACUCGGCAGCUCAGUGCGCUGUACACCAAGUCCACACUUGUGGGGGAGGCAUUAUCCUCAACAGCCUCUCGAGAUGUAAACCCAGUCUGCAGACUGGAUGAUCAUGAGGAGGGUGGUGGUCAUGAUGCAGUGUUGGAACCUCCUGACAGCUUCCUGUUGUGUGUCAGUGAGAACUGGAACACAUUGAAGAAGCAGCUCACUGUGGGAUUAGUGGCAGUUCAGCCCAUCACGGGAGAUGUCCUGCUGGACUCUUUCAUCGAUGGUCAGUCUCGCUCAGAACUUGAAAGCCGUGUCUUGAAGAUCAACCCUGUGGAGAUCCUGGUGCCCUCGGACCUCUCAGAGCCAACUCACAGACUCUUGCAGAGCAUCAGUAAUGCCAGUGCAAAGGCUGACGACAAAGUGCGAGUUGAGAAGAGGGACAGCGCCUGCUUUGAGUUUGCCUCUGCAAUGAACACAGUCACUGAAUUCUAUUGCCACAACCAGGUUGAAGGCUGUCACUCUCUAUCCAGUGUGGUGUCCCUGGAAAGCCCAGUAAUCUGCUGUUUGGGACCCCUCAUCCAGUACCUUCAAGAGUUUAGCUUGGAGAGAGUGCUUAGGAGUGAAAGCUCCUUCCAGCGUCUGAGUUGUGAGUCGGAGGGAAUGAUACUCAAUGCAGCCACCCUGAAAAAUUUAGAAAUCCUCAACAAUCAGACAGAUGGGGAUGUCAGGGGCAGUCUGCUGUGGGUGUUGGAUCACACUCUUUCUCCGUUUGGGAGGAGAUUGAUGAGGAAGUGGGUGACCCAGCCGCUCACAAACAUACGGUCUAUCCUGGAGAGGCAGGAUGCAGUGCAGGAGAUCCUUGAUUCUGACUCCCAAACAUUAAAUUCCACAAAAUCCCUGCUGACCCAUUUGCCUGAUCUGGAGAGAGGACUUUGCUGCAUAUACAACAAAAAGUCCUCAACACAGGAGUUUUACCUCAUCAUUAGCAGCCUUUGUCGUUUGGCUCGGCAACUGCAGGCACUGCUGCCAGCUAUCAGAGCACAGAUAACCUCUGAGCUAAUUCAAGGACUCCUGGUGGACGUCCCGGACCUGUUGGAGCCAGCCCAUGACUUCCUGAACGUGCUUAAUGAAAAAGCGGCCAAGUGUGGGAAUAAAACUGAGCUGUUCUCAGAUCUGUCCAGCUUCCCAGUGCUGCAGGAUAGAAAAGAUCAGAUCCGAAAUGUUUUAGAGGAGAUUCAGAACCAUCGCGAAUACAUCAGACUGGCACUCAAGGCCCCCACCAUGGACUACACCACUGUGUCGGGACUGGAGUUCCUGAUUGAGGUGAAGAACUCACAGUCAUCCAUCGUUCCUCAUGACUGGGUCAAAAUCAACAGCACCAAAACAGUCAGUAGGUAUCAUUCUCCAUUUCUAGUGGAGCGCCUCAUGAAGCUGCUGCAGCUCCGAGAACAGCUGCUGCUGGACUGCCAGAAGGAGUGGACCACAUUUAUGGAUGAGUUUGGGGAGCACUAUCACACCAUGAAAAGGGCUAUUAGUCACCUAGCAACCAUGGACUGUCUUUUCUCAUUGGCUGAGGUGGCCAAACAAGGGGACUAUUGCAGGCCAGAGGUGUGCGACAGUGAACGUCAGAUUGUCAUCAGGGAUGGCAGGCACCCAGCUAUAGACCUACUAAUGGGACAGCACAGUCAGUUUGUGCCAAACUGUACACAACUGCAGGGUGAUGGAAAGAGAACAAUGAUCAUCACAGGUCCAAACAUGGGCGGGAAGAGCUCCUAUAUUCGCCAGGUGGCUCUCAUCUGUGUAAUGGCACAGAUGGGCUCCUACGUGCCAAGUUCUGAGGCCCGUCUGGGCAUUUUGGACGGCAUUUAUACCAGACUUGGAUUCAAAACCUUAUUUUUUUUAAGCUAAAUACACGGAGGAUGAACUGCUGGCUUAGCGAGCAAGAAGAGAGGGUGAAAUGUGGGAGCAGAUGGAAACCAAGAGAGUCUUAACUGUGUAAAUGUGGUGCUUGGAUCCAGGCUAUGUUGACAGAAAUGGAGUGCUUGCUCAAAUUUAACUGUGAAGACACGUCCCCGGUCAGCUUGACCAAACAACUGUUCAUUGAGUAAGUCGCUAUGCAGCAUGUCGUGCUUGUUAUUACAACUACAUACAUUGUUAGUUGUGUAAAAACAAAAAAUGAAAAGUGGGCUAAUAUUUUACAGAUACUGUAUUAUGAUUGUAACGGUAAGGCAGAGGAUAGCAAGGCAAUGAGUUACAAUAACAAUGUCGCUGCAGCUUGGUUAUCAUACAGUUUACUGAACGUAAAUUAAGUAUUGUUGGCGGUUUUUGGAUGCAUUUGUGAUUUAGAGGAAGGAUGGAUUGCUCCAAUUAGCUGCUUUGCUAGGCACCUAAAACGAGCCAAUCAUUACAAGUUAGAACGCAACAAAAAAACAAACAAACGUGUCUAUCAUAAGGAUUGUGAACGGCAAAACUCCAAAAAAACGUGUAGUCAUUUGUUCUAUUUGGAACACAAAUAGAACGAAUGACUGGAGUGCUCCCUUAAUUCCUCCCUCCUGACUUGAAUAAUAAUAAUAAUGUUAUUAAUAUUGAUUAGUAUUUCCAUGUAUAAAUAUAUAAGUACCUCAAUGCUACUGCUAAUAAUAUCAAGAAAGGCUAAGUGUCCCUAAUGAAAUGCCUGGUAAGUGUUCGCAACAAGAAGGAAAAUGACAGUAUUUCUCUGGCCAUUGAUAGACAGUUGCUAUGGUGACACUGAAGCGCUGUUAUUUCCUAUUAGAGUAAUUGCAUGUGACGAGUCUGUCUGACAACCUGAAGAGCAACAAAAAAAAAGGAAAAAAGGAUAAACUGUCUCCUAGUAUCAUCAUGUGAAGUGUAUUUUUAGGAGUGACUCUCAGGCUAAUCCGUGGUAAUCUCAUCGUGUCCUUUACCACACGGGAGAUGAACCGUGGUGCAGCGGCAUGGGAGCCCUCACAUAAUACAAUACAUGCGCGUCUUCAUGGAGGAGAUCCUUGAAGUCUAUUAAGCAUUAUUUCCACUUUCCACUCCCAACUAUACAAUAUACAAUAUUCUGCCUGUGUUUGUGGUUGUGCUGCACUCUGCUGCACUCUGUACUUCGACACAAUGUCUUGCAGAUGUGCGUAAUAGUCCCUUUUUGUGGGUUUAAACAUGUUCUUCUGAGUUAACUCAGUGGGAGCCAAAACCCUGUCAGCAUACCGGGAGCGUGCAUACGUGUGUUUCUGUGUAUUUCUGUGUGUGUGUGCGUGCAUUUUGCACUUACAUUUUUUACCUAAGAAGAAUGAGGUUCCCUUUGAUGUAAACAGGACUGUGAUCAACUUUUAUUGUCAUAAGCAAUGCAAACUCACCCUUAGGUAACACUUUUUGCCCAAUAAAAGACAACAACAAAAAAAACAACCACCUGACUCAGUUUUUCCAAUUGGGGAAAAAACUGCACUUCAAGAUGUUAUAUAUUAAUUGAAAUGCAAUUUUUGCAAAAAAAUAUUGAGAGUCAAUUUUUUAUUUAUGUUUUUUUACCUAUUUAGGAUAAUUAAGUUAUUACCCUUCCAAUUACAAUGGUAACAAAUACUACAGUA